Messenger RNA from Lolium perenne, 637 nucleotides. RefSeq names its product MAPK kinase substrate protein At1g80180. Lineage: Eukaryota; Viridiplantae; Streptophyta; Magnoliopsida; Poales; Poaceae. The record is from RefSeq and is a predicted model, not a curated record.
ACAACAUAUCACUGUCCUCUCCCAGCCCUCAUUACACAGCCAUAAAACCACCUAGAGACAAACCCGGAGGCAGAGAAGAUGGCUGGACUGCAGAGAUCUUCAAUGACAUUCAGGAGGUCUGGUUCAUCAGGCUUGGUCUGGGAUGAGAGGCUUAUGUCGGAGGACCAUAGCCAGAUGGAGCCAGAGUUGAAGGAGCUCAAGCACUCCCGCAGCGUUGGGUCUGUUGGCCUGCAGCGCAGGCGAGACGGUGGCGUGGAGCGAGGCAGCCAGGCUUACUCUGCACGGCGUGUAACCCCGACACUGGAUCCGCCUUCACCCAAGGUUCCUGGUUGCAUCUUCUGUGGGAUUUUCAGAAAGACGGGAUCUUCAAGGCCAUCUAAGACCAGAAGGUACUAGAAUGGUAUGUGUGGACGGGGUUAUCAGGUUUUCAGUAUAGAUGUUAGUAGUCGGUCAUAUAGUCGCAGAUUGGAUAAAGUUUGCUAGUAUGUGCUAAAUAAGCUCCUUUGUGUAUUUUCUUUAUUUCUCUAUCUCUUGAUAGUUUGCUGAUGCAACUGUAUUCUUGUAUAAAUCAAUAUAUAUUUGUAACCCGAGGGAGUAUUUCAUGACUUCAAUUAUUUUUAGAAGAUCUUAAUAUUUA